AUGGAGAAGCUGACUCGCACAGGGGCGGACAUGCAGUCGACUGGGAAGGUGCUGGUGUGCAUUGUGGAGAUCUGCUUUGAGGCGGGUGACUUGAAGGGCAUGCAGGAACACAUAGUCAUGUUGACCAAGAGAAGAGGGCAGCUUAAACUGGCGGUGGUGAAGAUGGUGCAGAAGGCGUUCGAGUUUGUAGCCAAGACUGACAAUAUGGAACAGAAGCUGGAGCUCAUCGAGACGCUCAGAGACGUCACUGCGGGAAAGAUCUACGUUGAGAAUGAGCGAGCGCGUCUGACCAUGUCAUUGGCAACCAUCAAAGAGAAGGACGGCGAUGUCAGUGGGGCAGCCGAUGUGCUGCAGGAACUGCAGGUUGAGACAUUCGGUACGAUGGAGAAGCAGGAGAAGAUUGAGUUCAUUCUGGAACAGAUGCGCCUGAUGCUGGCCAAGAAGGACUACAUCCGCACGCAAAUCAUCAGCAAGAAAAUCAGUCCACGCACAUUCGACAAGGAAGCCUUCUCACCUGAGAAGUUGCGGUUCUUCAAUCUGAUGAUUGAGAUGUCACAGCACGAUGACUCGUAUCUGGACAUCUGCAAAUACUACCAGUCCAUUUACAACACACAGACGGUCAAAGACGACCCCGCCCAAUGGAAGCAUGUAAGUGAUGUGAGUGAUGUGCACGUGUACUUAAGACAGAGUGAGGAGAGGGUCUGA
This is a messenger RNA of Sphaeroforma arctica JP610, 705 nucleotides long. RefSeq lists its product as hypothetical. Gene Ontology annotation, cellular component: nuclear proteasome complex; cytoplasm; proteasome regulatory particle, lid subcomplex. The record is from RefSeq and is a predicted model, not a curated record. The coding region runs from base 1 to 705 and encodes 234 amino acids. Lineage: Eukaryota; Ichthyosporea; Ichthyophonida. The transcript has 5 exons.